AUGAACUUGAAACUGCAUUACAAACAAGAAAUUACUGCGACUAUAGUUAAUAACAAUGAUUUUUUUAUUGAUGAUAAUGAUGAUGAUACUGUUUUAGAUGAUGAAAAUAUUAAUUUAAAUGAAAAUAAUGAUUUGAUUAUGGAAAAUAUUAUAAAAUUAGAUAAAUUUAAUAAACUAAAUGGGGAUAAUUCAAAUUCAGAUAUUUUGAAUCAACAACCUGAUGAAUCUGUAAAUUAUGAGAAUUCAAAUAUUGAUUUUAAAGCGAUAUUUGAUGAGGAAUCAGAAACAGAUCAGUAUGCAGUAUGGUUUGAAUAUAAAUGCAUAUAUAAUUAA
Molecule: messenger RNA, 333 nt
Organism: Rhizophagus irregularis DAOM 181602=DAOM 197198
Lineage: Eukaryota; Fungi; Glomeromycota; Glomeromycetes; Glomerales; Glomeraceae
Source: RefSeq, a predicted model, not a curated record